CAGUCGUUUAUGUAUACCGCUAAACGACAUGCAGUUAUAUUUCACCAGAAAACGAUCACAUUCUUCAGAUUUGCGCGCCAAAUCACACUGCAAUCAAAAUUUCGAAAAACCAUUUUAUUUCACUCUCUCCAAUGGAAGAUCUUCGAAAUUCGUCGCUAAAGUUUUUCACCGAUCAAGAGCUCUGUUACGCCGAUAUCGUUCCUCCUUCUCAGGUUCGAGCGAGAAUUGAAGUUUCAGUUCUCAGUUUCCUCAAAAUAUUGAAUGCGUCAAACCCUGCUAUCUCUGAUUUGCCUCUGAUUCAAAGAAAAUCGAGCAACAGUCGAGUGAAUCACGGCCUGUUGACCGAAUUAUCAUAUGUUUUUCUCUCCAAUUCUGUAUCUACAAGGUCUCUUAUGAGACCUAAUGCAGCAAAAGCCUUUGUUAGGGUGUGGAAGGUGAUGGAAAUGUGCUAUCAGAUAUUGCUUCAGGAAAAGCGUGUCACACAGAGGGAACUCUUCUACAAGCUGCUGUGUCAUUCACAACAUCUGUUUCCUUCUCAAAAGGAUGUCAAUAGGACAAUCCAAGAUCUUGUAGCGUUGCUUCGGUGCAGCAGAUACAGUCUUGGAAUCAUGGCAUCUAGUCGAGGAAUCAUUGCUGGGCGUCUGAUUUUGCAGGAACCGGGCAAAGAGGCUGUUGAUUGCUCUGUCUGUGGAUCAUCUGGACACGCAAUUUCUGGUGACUUGAAUUUGUUAGAUAAAUUGAUUCUAAAUGCAGAUGCACGUUACAUUAUAAUUGUGGAAAAGCAUGCAAUAUUUCAACGGCUUGCUGAAGAUAGGUUUUUUAAUCAAAUUCCAAGCAUUCUUAUCACAGCUAAAGGUUACCCAGAUAUUGCCACAAGAUUUCUUCUUCAUCGAAUCAGUCGAGCAUUUCCAGACUUGCCAAUUUUAGCUUUGGUGGAUUGGAAUCCAGCUGGAUUAGCUAUACUAUGCACCUUCAAAUUUGGAAGUGUAGGAAUGGGCCUAGAGUCAUAUAGAUACGCUUGCAAUGUCAAGUGGUUAGGACUACGGGGGCAUGAUCUACCCAUGCUGCCUGAUCAAUCUUUCGUUCCAUUGAAGACAAAGGACCUACAAAUUGCUCAAAGCUUGAUGUCCUCGAGAAUUUUACCAGAGAAUUACAAGGAAGAGGUCACUUUGAUGGUUGAGAGCGGCAGGAGAGCUGAAAUUGAAGCCCUGUACUUUCAUGGAUAUGAUUAUUUGGGGAAGUACAUAGCUAAGAAAAUUGUACAGUCCGAUUAUAUAUAAUUUGUAUUCAAUAAACAAUAGUAUAGUUACAAAAUAAAAAAGCCAGUGUUGUAUUAAAAAAACGGUCUUGCUAACACGUUUCAAACACAUAUUCGGGAAUGCAAAACUCAAAAUUUUGCACAA
This is a messenger RNA of Medicago truncatula (barrel medic), 1403 nucleotides long. RefSeq names its product meiotic recombination protein SPO11-2. Gene Ontology annotation, molecular function: ATP binding; DNA topoisomerase type II (double strand cut, ATP-hydrolyzing) activity; DNA binding. The record is from RefSeq and is a predicted model, not a curated record. Lineage: Eukaryota; Viridiplantae; Streptophyta; Magnoliopsida; Fabales; Fabaceae. Gene Ontology annotation, cellular component: nuclear chromosome. Gene Ontology annotation, biological process: meiotic DNA double-strand break processing; meiotic DNA double-strand break formation; reciprocal meiotic recombination. The transcript has 11 exons. Bases 132 to 1280 code for a protein of 382 amino acids.